GGAUCAAUAAUCUGAAAUGUCUGUAUUUAGUUUGUGGGAUAUUUUGCACAUCAUUUAGAAGGCUGACACGUUUUUCCCACCCAUAUUUACUUGUGUUUGCAAGGGGAAUAUACUUUGCUGUAGCAGAUUUUAUGUAACAAAAGAUAUGUCACUAUAAUAAAUUCUUUUUAUUAAAAAAAACUAUAAUUGUUGGUAAUCAAUGUGAUGAGAAAUGGUGCUGUAUGUGUAGUAAUUCAGCAGGUGGUUGAUCUACGAACGCUGGCGUCAAAACAAACAAAAAACUUCACUUCCCAUGAUUCUCUGCUGUCGUGGGCGAAGGAAACUAAACCAAUGAAACGGGGCUAGUUGCCUUUAGUUGAUUAAAUCUUGAUUUUAUCAAACGAAUAUCGCUGUUUCUUGAUUUGUAAAAUAUCUUAGUGAUUAGAAAACUUUUUUGUUAUCCAAAGAACGUGUAAAGCGUGGACGCACUGUUUUUGUCGAGCAGGAAUCAGCUCAAAUAAGUGGAGACACACGUUGAAUGCCAGGCUGCGAAAGAAAAACAAUGAUGGUGUUUGAGCUGCCAAUCCACUAAGUUCUCCGAGAGAAGACAUCUGAUGAAAAAUUACUGCAACGUUACAGAUUCCGGCAUGGAAGACAAGGCAAAUGGCUCUGUUGACACGAAAAGCCCAGUGGAGAACGGACAGCUGCCGGACCCUGCCAACUGGGGGGUUGCGGACGUCGUCGAUUACUUCAAAGCAACAGGGUUCGAGGAGCAAGCCACGGCUUUCCAAGAUCAGGAAAUCGAUGGCAAGUCUCUGCUCCUGAUGACGCGUAACGACGUCCUGACGGGGCUGUCGAUAAAGCUUGGCCCUGCACUGAAAAUCUAUGAGUAUCACGUGAAGCCGCUGCAAACUCAACACCUCAAGAGCAAUGCCUCGUAGCACCGCAGGAUGUCCCAACACCCACCUCAGUGACAAUCAUCGUGUCAGGAGACCCCAGGUUAGCUGCCACUUCAUAAAGACUCCUCUGGUCACAGUGGCAGUGGAUUUGAAUGCUGUAUGUUUUUAUAAGUGUGAACCCCAAAAAUGGGUUAAUUUAGCUGUUUACCCUUUCAGCCAUUCUUAUUUCUGCUGCUUGAGACAUGUAUUUUUUAUUCUUUUGUCUGUUUUAUUUAAAAGAAGGACAUUUGAGGAAUGAUUUUUGUAUGUGUGUGUUUGUGCGUGUGUGAAAAGUGAAUUAACCCAUGUUGGUUUAGAAAAAGCAAACCAGUAUUUGUAUAUAAGAUGAUAUAUAGUUGUGUAUGUUGUCGUACCUGAAAAAUUUGAUACAUGCAGAAGAUGAUUCUGGUGCAUAUCGUUUUACCCUAAAAUCAGUUUUUAUGCUCUAAUCUGUGCAGCUGAGUCAAUGAAACGUCCUUUAGCAUGUAACAAUGAAGCAUUCUGUUUUCCCAAAAACAAGAAGCCAACUGAAAGCCUCUUUGUUCCUGCACACCUACUUUAUCGAGGCCCAAGGCUAUUGAUAUAAAAAUAUUUAUGUGUAUAUAUUCUUUUUAUGUUCCUACCUGUGGUGCUUUCAGAAUUGUCGCAUAGACAACUGUAUUGAAGUGUGUAUGACCAAUGUAUAUGUGCAAAAUAACUCUGGAGUUUGAACAUCUGAAUCAAAGAUUUGCAAUAAAUGGUGCUCUUUUCUCACAAAA
Cottoperca gobio is the source of this 1675-nucleotide messenger RNA. RefSeq names its product sterile alpha motif domain containing 13 (gene samd13). Gene Ontology annotation, molecular function: chromatin binding; histone binding. Gene Ontology annotation, biological process: negative regulation of DNA-templated transcription. The record is from RefSeq and is a predicted model, not a curated record. Bases 594 to 920 code for a protein of 108 amino acids. Lineage: Eukaryota; Metazoa; Chordata; Actinopteri; Perciformes; Bovichtidae. The transcript is spliced from 5 exons. Gene Ontology annotation, cellular component: nucleus.